Molecule: messenger RNA, 3634 nt
Organism: Saccostrea echinata
Lineage: Eukaryota; Metazoa; Mollusca; Bivalvia; Ostreida; Ostreidae
Exons: 12
Coding region: 50-3415 (1121 amino acids)
Molecular function (GO): RNA binding
Source: RefSeq, a predicted model, not a curated record
GCAUGCGCAUCGGUUAAUAAGACGACGCCAUUUUAUCAAGGAAAGCAAGAUGCCAGCAGCAGAGGCAGAUAGACCUGGGAAAGUAUUUGUAGGCGGGUUAGCAAGUGACAUAGACGAGGCUGUGUUAGAGAAGUACUUCAGUCAUUAUGGAAGACUUACAGAAGUCAUAGUCAAGAGAGACAAAAACACACAUCAAACUAGAGGAUAUGCCUUUAUCACUUUUGAAAACCCAUAUGAUGCUGAUGAUGCCAUCAAAGAAAUGGACAAAAAGGAAAUUCAUGGUAGACAGAUCUAUGUAGAGCAAGCUGUAAAACCAAGACACGAAAUACAAAACCAGCGACCACCACCGAGAGGUGGUAGCUUUCGGGGUGCACCACGAGGAAGUCGAGGGGGUGGUGGAUCAGGGCGUGGUGGAGGAAGUCGAGGUGGACCACGAGGGAGAGGAGGAGAUGGAAACAUGGAAAUGAGGAGUAGGUCCCCCAUUCGACAGAGGUCAGAUCGUGGGAGGUCAGACAGAGAUUUCAGUAGGCAAGAGAGAGGGGCCCCACCCCCUAGGAGGGAUGGGUAUGAUGGUCCACCAAGGAGAGAUUUGAUCAAUGAAUUUGAGCACACACAAAAGUUAGAUGAAGAAAAACCCUGGAUUACUCCAGAUCUAGUGUUACUAGUUAGACAGAAGGAUGAAAUGCAAGAAUGGGCAAAUAAAUGCCCAAGUCUAAUGGCUGAGUUCAGAAAAUUUCGUAAUCAUGUAAGAAUGAAAAUUAGAAAAGCAAAAGUAGAGUAUGAAGAUCCAACAGGUGAGAAAAGGGAUGAAGAGUUCAAACAGAGAAUGCUUAAAAAGGGUUUGACACCUGAGGAAAUAGAGAAAAGGAAAAAUGAUUUAAAUAGGCCAGAAACACAUCAUGGUGGGAAAAAAUAUGAGCCCCCAAUUAUGUACCCAGGAAAUUUAGCAACUGCAACUACAACAUUGCAAGUUGGUGGUCCUACGGAGACCUUGUCUGUCACUCAUGACCCAGAGGCAAAACAACAAAAGGCCAAAUUUGUAAAUCUGAUGUCAAAACAGAGCAAAACUGUUUAUGAAUCCUAUCAAAAGAAAAAUAUUUCCAAAGGAAACUGGUCGGAAAAACAGGCAAACCCAAAUCAAAAUGUCAAUCAGGGUUGGUAUAGUCAAAGUGCUCCUUCAACCUCCCAAUAUUCAAGUACAAAUGUCCAGCAGCCUGUCGAAUACACACAGACACAACAAGCAUAUUCACAGGUUAAUACUUCAUAUAACUGGCAGAGUUAUACAAAUCAGCAACAACAGUGGGGUUCUGCGACAGGGCCACAAGAAUACACUUGGUCUUCAAACUACAGCUACACAACUAGUGACCAUAAUCCUAAACCAAAUCAGAAUGCAACAACAGAGGAAACUCCACAAAAUCCCUGGCAACAAGCCAUGGCAGAUUAUUGGCAGAAAGCAUCAGAGACAUCUAGUUUUGGACCACCUGUAGAAACAGGUGGUUUUACUCAGACUUCUGUAAGCCAAACUAUGCCAUACACAAACCAGCAAUUUGCAAGUCAGACUCAGUCAUCAGCAUAUCAGAACCUUAACACUGUAAGCUAUGCUCAAACUCAGAGCGUUAACACUGUAGCUCAUACUCAAACUCAGAGCUUUAACACUGUAACCCCUACUCAAACUCAAAAUCCUCAAUUGUCAAGUUCAAAUUCAAUUGCGGACCGUCUUAAUCAAAUGGCAUAUGGAGCUCAACCUGUGGCAAACCCAGAAGUCCAGGGACCGGUAAAUGAUAAUGUUAACUUGAAAGACACUGCAAAAAAACCACCAAAUUCAAAUUCUGGAAAAUCAAACCAAGUAUCCAGUGUUAAGCAGUUCAAGCCACCAGUACAAUAUUUCAAAGGAGUUGCAAAGAAUAAAAACAAAAUUCAAAUUCACAUAAAUCAGAAAUUUGCAUUAGGAGGAGAAUCCCAAGCAAAAAAAGAUAGUAAUACUGGAACAGAAAAGGAAGAAGUUGAAACUAAUGUGUCUGAAUCAUCAGUGAAAGAAAACCCUUGGCUGCAGUCAAUUGAGGAAUUUUGGAAGAACCCACCUAAAAUUCUAGAUUCUGAAACAUCUAAGCAAUCAUCAAGUGCUACUCAGUCAAGUUCAACAAAGAGCCAUACUCAAACUCAUCUGAAUGAAAAUCAGGCCAAAAGUAAUGCACAGAGUGGAGCAAAUCAGGCCAAAAAUGAGGCUCAAACACAAGAAAUAAAUACAAAAAAUGAACAGAAACCAGAAUCAAAAUCAGAGAACAAUCCAUUACCUGAAACUGAAUUAAAGCCAGUUAAUGAGAAUCUGUUAGAAUCACAGAAGGAAGCCCUUCAGAAAGUUAUCAGUAAUAAACCUCUGAAAGAUAAAAAUUGGUCAGAAGGCCAAGAAACUGUUGACAUUGAGGAACUGGACUUCAGUACUGAUAACCCUCAUUAUUUUCCUCAUCCAGCUACUGUAUCCCCAUACGAAGAUUUUACAGAUAAUAAUAGUGGUGGGAAUACUGUUAAUGUUUACCCUUAUGGCCAAGGUGGAAAUGAAGAUUUUGGGGGUGAUCGUUAUGGUGGGAUGGACAGAGGUAUGGACCGUGGUCCACCCCAAAGAUCAAGGGAUCCACCAAUGUCUCGUGGUAGAGAUAAUUAUUCACCAGCCCCUAGAGACUUCAGCAGAGGUUCUGGCCCCGACAGGAUGACUAGGGGCUCAGGAAGAGAUUUUCAACAGUCGUCACGCUAUGACCCUCCACAGAGAGACUAUUCCCCUCCCCCUCGUGAAUAUCAGUCUUCACGGGACAUUGCAUAUGAAAGGGGGCCAACAUCAAGAGACAGACUGCCAUCCAGAGAUUAUGGUUCUCCUCAAAAUACUAGAGAUUAUGGAGGUGGAAUGUCUCGAGGUGGCACCUCAAUGUAUGGAGGAUCACGUGACACAGGGAUAGGAGGCAGAGAUGUUUACAGUGGGGGAAGGGACAGAGAUCAGUCUAGAGAUUACGUCAAUUCAAGAGAUUUUAGCAGCCGUGGUGGAAGUUCAAGAAUGGGCCCCUCUAGAGGAGGACCUUCCCGAGGAGGAGGAGACUUUGAUCGAGGACAGCCACACGAAGAUUCCUUCAGAGAUUCUGGAAGAGGUGGUCCCCCAAGUCGAGGCCCUGCCAGUAGAAGCUUCAGUAGUAUGAGCUCACAAAGAGACGGUGGACGUCCCUCUCAAGGAAUGUAUGAAUCGCCAAACCGAGGCCCACCUCAAAGAGGUGCACCCUCAAGAGGACACCCUCAGCGAGACGACAGAGACAGGGGAGGUUAUCCUGGGGGUCAGCGUAGACCUUCAAAUAUGGACUCUAGAGGAGGUCCACCUAUGAAACGCUCUAGACCUAGUGGACCAUCUUCUCGUGGGGGAAUGCGGAGAUGAAUACUAAAAUCUACUGAAGAGUCAUUUUAAGAGAAUAUUUCAAUUUUUCAUUUUUUAAAAGUUUUAUUUCAAAGUUUUGAAUAUAAGUGUUUGGAAAAAUAUUAACAUUUUUUUUUUUUACAUACUUUCAUUCAUGAACUUAUUAUUGUACAUAUAGCAUUUGAAAUUUGAUCGACAUUUGAUCAUUUUUCUCAUUUAUUAAGCUGCAAAUUAUGUUAU